Messenger RNA from Misgurnus anguillicaudatus (oriental weatherfish), 4012 nucleotides. RefSeq names its product polypeptide N-acetylgalactosaminyltransferase 17 (gene galnt17). Gene Ontology annotation, cellular component: Golgi apparatus. Gene Ontology annotation, molecular function: polypeptide N-acetylgalactosaminyltransferase activity. The record is from RefSeq and is a predicted model, not a curated record. Gene Ontology annotation, biological process: protein O-linked glycosylation. NCBI's taxonomy places the organism in Eukaryota, Metazoa, Chordata, Actinopteri, Cypriniformes, Cobitidae.
GAGGGUGUGUAAACAUUUUUAUUAUUGGGUGUCCUAUAGACCCUUUUAGUGCCAACAUCACGAUUACUUCACGGCGCUAGCUUGCCUGAAGGCAAAACAAAAGGAAAACUGGAGGCAGCCAAUACAAAUCAGCAUAUAGACUGCUACACAAAAAACACAAAUAUUAUUAGUAUGCCUCCAAUUUGGUUGGAAAGUUUGGUAGGGCAUCGGAAUGUGACGCCCUACCUCCCUCUGCAUCUAUGCGCACAAGUGCAGCACACAUCACAGACAGCAUCUUUGAAGAUGCGAUUCGCCGGAUUCAGGACAUCAAAAUAUGUUAUGGCCUUUGUGAUGAGAAGAUGGAAAAUCCUGCUGAAUGUGUUUACUAUGGUCGGGUUCAUCACUUUUUUGAGCUGGUGCAAUUUGCACGUAACCAAAACUCACCAACCGGCAGCCGAUACAAGAAUGCAGUCAGUUAUCAGAUCUGCUCAGAGGACCGGCAUCUCCCAUGAUAUCCUCCUAAAGAGACUGGGAUCACUGGAUGUAGUGUACAGGCAACUCAACGGUUUGUCCAGGUCUCUUGGACUUAUUGAGGGUUUUGGAGGUCGAGGUAGAAGAGGAGUAGCAGCAACACUUUUGCCAACAGAAGAAGAGACGGCCAAAACAUUAAAGGAGAAAUAUGGCUACAAUGCAUUUCUAAGUGACAAAAUCUCUCUGGACAGGACUAUACCAGACUUUCGGCCCAGAAAAUGCAGAGACAUCAUUUAUCCUCAUGACUUACCGCAGAUCUCCAUCAUCUUCAUUUUUGUAAAUGAGGCGUUGUCUGUCAUACUGCGUUCGGUCCAUUCUGCGGUCAAUCACACUCCAGUCCAUCUCUUAAAGGAGAUCAUCUUGGUGGAUGACAACAGUGACGACGAACAGCUGAAAGGACCGCUAGAGGAGUACGUCAACAAACGCUACCCGGGUCUUAUCAAAAUAGUGCGCAACCAGAAGAGAGAAGGGCUCAUCCGUGCUCGCCUUGAGGGCUGGAAAGUGGCCACUGGGGAGGUGAUCGGGAUCUUUGAUGCCCAUGUUGAAUUCACACCUUUAUGGGCUGAACCAGCUCUGUCUAGAAUCAAGGAGGACCAUAAAAGGAUCAUUCUGCCAUCUAUAGAUAACAUUAAUUAUAACACAUUAGAACUGGAACACUAUCAUAACUCCGCCCAUGGAUAUAACUGGGAGCUGUGGUGUAUGUAUAUUAGUCCACACAAACAGUGGUGGAAUGAAGGGGACCCAUGUGCACCCAUCAGGACGCCCGCAAUGAUAGGCUGUUCGUUCGUAGUAAACCGGGAAUAUUUUGAGGAACUGGGACUGUUGGACGAAGGCAUGGAUGUGUAUGGAGGUGAAAAUAUAGAGCUGGGAAUCAGGGUCUGGAUGUGUGGGGGCAGCAUGGAGGUUUUGCCCUGUUCCAGAGUGGCCCACAUAGCUAGAACAAAAAAGCCUUACGACAGUAAUAUCGCUUUGCAUGCCAGGCGAAACGCCCUUCGUGUUGCUGAAGUCUGGAUGGACCAACAUAAAUCUAGUGUCUAUAUAGCAUGGAAUCUUCCGAUGAAGAAUCAUGGCAUUCAUUACGGAGACAUUUCCCAGAGAGUAGCGCUCAGAGAAAGACUUCAGUGUAAAAGCUUUGACUGGUACCUCAACAAUAUCUAUCCACAGAUGAAGAUAUACAACGACACUCUGUUUUAUGGAGAAUUACGCAAUGCCAAUGUGACCCAUCUGUGUGUGGACCAGGGCACAAAGGAAAACAAUUCAGCAAUAUUAUACCCCUGCCACGGCUUGGCGCCUCAGCUGAGCCGCUACACUAAGGAGGGAUAUCUUUACCUGGGUGCUCUGGGAAGCAGUAUUGAAGAGACUCGCUGUUUGGUGGAUGAUACAAUUAACAGCCACCCUCAGCUCCUCAACUGCGAAAUGAUCUCCAGUGUAAGCCCGAAAACUUGGAACUUUGUACAGAAUGGGUCAUUAGUCAACCGAGCCACAGGAAGGUGUCUCGAGGUAAAGCCAGUUAACUUUCAUGUAACGUUAUACUUCGGCUAUGACUUGGUCCUGCGCUCCUGCACUGGCCAGAAGUGGAACAUCAAGAAUACAGUAGAUCUUGAAAAAGGCGAGUAAGCCAAUGGCCCUCGAUAAGACUUCAACAUGGUAAAAAUGUGGACUUUUCGGCAUUCAUCAAGAGUUAAGGAACUUGAAAUGGAUUCAGUUUGGACUCCCACAUGUCAAACUUCAGCCAAAGUAUUUUAUAAAAUGUCAUAAAACUGGGGCCCCACACGGCACUACCCCCCAACUUGAGAACUACUGCUGUAUAUCAGUGUAUGCAUUAUUUGAGUCUAUUUUUAGAUGUAGUACUGUAUAUAUACAAAUUUUGUUACUAUCAUGAGACAAACAUUUAAAAUGCUGGUAAAUCAUUUUUAUUUAUUCCAUUCUAUUUUUAACUAUUUUUGAUAUCAAUUUAAUAUACUUUAUAUGCACUUAGUAAGUAUAAAUGAAGCAUUUUGGUUCCAAAAUGCAAUUAAUUCAUUUUGACUAAUUUGGGUAAAAACGUGUUUUCUAUACCAAGAAAGUGACGAGAUGAAAACCACUAUUUUCUUUUUUAAAACUUUCACAUCACAUCUUUAGGUUAUACAAAUUUUUAAAAUUAAAAUCCAUAAUUUGAUUUUCAAAGAUUUAUUAUAAAAACUGAUAAUUUUUUCCUCAAAAUGCAAUAAAUGCACAACAAUUUAAAAAAGAAUGCUAUAAAUCUUCUGAAUCAAUACAUAAAUGUGCAUUCAUCUUUGUCAUAUUAUAUUCAUUAAGUAUAUAGUGGUAUACACUGAUUAAAAAAAAUAAACAUUAAAUGGCAUAAAUCAAAGCAAUUACUUUGUCAUAUUAAGAACACUGACAUUGCUGGUGUCAUCCUUGGGACGUCAUCACUGUACUUUUUUGACAGCGAUCAGCUGUUAAAUGUUUUGGUCCUGCUUGAUUUUCGUUGACUUUGAGUAAAAUAAUGGAAAGUUUUUCAUAAGAUCCCCUGGGGUCAGUGUUUUAGCAUGACAGAAACUUGAUACUGUCGGAGAACAAGCAACAGCCGGCAUUUUUUCGUCUCCCGAGUGCCUCUUGCGUAAACUAUUAGAUUUCAAUGGCUUACGUUUCUUCCCCGUCACAUAAAACCAUCACAGGUUUAUCAAUUCCAUCAAAAGUAUUAUUUUGUUUUUGUUUGUUUGUUGAUCACGAAGUACAAAGUAGAUUAGGAAAACUAGGACUCAGUGUGUAUUCAACGCGGCACCAUUAUUGUUUACAAUGCGUGGAAUGGUGCGCUGUGAUUUGUUGAGCAGAUUUAUUGCAUUCUGCAGAGAAGGAGGACUGGCGUUUUUCGUGUUUUAGGAAAAAAGGGAGAAAAGAUGACAGAAUAACACCAAAGAUAUGGGAUUUUGCGUAAAAUUAAUAAUUUACUUUUUAAUACUGACCUGAUACAAUACUGAUUUUGCGUUUAUCACGUUUUGGAACCAAACUCUUCAAAUAUACUGCGUUGGCUGAUAUUUACAGUUGUCAGGCUAAAGUGAAUGUAGCGUCAUGCAAAAGUUUUCAUCAUUUUCAAAAUAAAGCUUUUUUUACCUUACUGUAUGUGACAUUACUCUACAUAUAGUUUAAACAUAUGGUUCAUAAUAAUAGAGAGAUUACUAAGUGCACAUUUAAAUAAGCUGUCUGGUCAGAGAAGGUCGUUUAUUUUCUUUCUGCAUUAUGUGCACAGAAAACAUUAUGAUACGUGUGCAGGAAACAAUGUAACAGUAACUAUGGUAACCAUAUUGAGCUGCUAUUAAAUGGUCAUAUUGUUGAAAUGAACCUCAUUCUGAAGCAACACAUGGCCAGUCUGUAGGCGAAGGGAAUAUGUGAUAAUAAUGGACAGGGAUUUGUUACAUAAGAACACUGUUAAUGUGCAGAUGUUACUACAGUUUCUUUAAAUGUACUAUCUUGAUUAUUAUGAAUAAAAUGGUAAAAAAGAGCAUUGUGUUCUGGUGCU